Molecule: messenger RNA, 1572 nt
Organism: Trichechus manatus latirostris (Florida manatee)
Lineage: Eukaryota; Metazoa; Chordata; Mammalia; Sirenia; Trichechidae
Product: solute carrier family 22 member 20
Exons: 9
Coding region: 1-1572 (523 amino acids)
Biological process (GO): transmembrane transport
Molecular function (GO): transmembrane transporter activity
Source: RefSeq, a predicted model, not a curated record
AUGGCCUUCACAGACCUGCUGGACACCCUGGGCAGUGUGGGCCGCUUCCAGCUCGUCUACACGGCGCUGCUGCAGCUGCCCUGCGGCCUGCUGGCCUGCCACAACUUCCUGCAGAACUUCACGGCCGCCAUGCCCCCGCACCACUGCCAGGGCCCCGCCAACCACACCACGGCCGCCACCAAUGACUCGGGGGCCUGGCUGAGGGCCACCGUGCCCCUGGACCGGGACAGGGCCCCUGAGACGUGCCAGUGCUUUGCUGAGCUUCAGUGGGCCCUCCUGAGCUCCAAUACCUCCAUCCACGGGGCGGCCACGGAGGGCUGCAAGGACGGCUGGGUCUACUACUGCAGUGUGUUCCCGUCCACCAUCGUGACGGAGUGGGACCUGGUGUGUGAGGCCCGUACCUUUCACGACCUGGCACAGUCUGUCUACAUGGCCGGCGUGCUGGUGGGCGCUGCCGUGUUUGGCAGCCUUGCGGACAGGCUGGGCCGCAAGGCCCCCCUGGUCUGGUUGUACCUGCAGCUGGCAUUUUCAGGGGCCGCCACAGCGUAUUUCAGCUCCUUCAGUGCCUACUGCGCCUUCUGGUUCCUGGCGGGCAUGACCUUCUCUGGCGUCAUCCUCAACUCCCUCUCGCUGGUCGUGGAGUGGAUGCCCACCCAGGGCCGGACCGUGGCAGGCAUCCUGCUGGGCUACUCCUUCACCUUUGGCCAGGUCAUCCUGGCCACAGUGGCAUACCUGAUCUGCCCCUGGCGGUGGCUGCAGUUUGCUGUCUCUGCUUUCCUGAUCUUUUCCCCCUAUUCUUGGUGGCUGCCAGAGUUGUCCCGAUGGCUCCUGCUUCAUGGCAAGUCCCAGCUAGCUGUGCAGAACCUGCGGAAGGUGGCGACAAUAAACGGGAGAAAGGAGGAAGGGGAAAGGCUGACCAAGGAGGUGGUGAGCUCCUACAUCCAGAGUGAGUUUACAAGAGGCUGCACCUCUAACUCGGUCUUAGACCUAUUCCGAACCCCAGCGUUCCGCAAGGUCACGUGCUGUCUCAUGCUGGUCUGGUUCUCCAACUCCAUGGCUUACUAUGGCCUGGCCAUGGACCUGCAGAAGUUUGGGCUCAGCAUCUAUCUGAUGCAGGUCCUGUUUGGGGUCAUCGACAUCCCAGCCAUGCUGGUGGCCACCACCACCAUGAUUUACGUGGGCCGCCGGGUCACAGUGGCCUCCUUCCUCAUCCUGGCUGGUUCUAUGGUGAUCGCCAACCUGUUUGUGCCGGCAGACAUGCAGACCCUGCGCACCGCCCAGGCGGCAUUGGGCAAAGGUUGCCUGGCCAGCUUCUUCAUCUGUGUGUACCUGUUUACAGGCGAGCUGUACUCCACGGAGAUCAGGCAGAUGGGGAUGGGCUUUGCCUCAGCCAAUUCCCACCUUGGGGGCCUGGCGGCACCCCUGAUCACCACACUCAGAGAGUUCAACACCUUCCUGCCGCCCAUGGGUUUCAGGGCCAUCUCCAUCCUGGCCGGACUGGCUGUCUGCUUCCUGACCGAGACCCGCAACAUGCCCCUGGUAGAGACCAUCGAGGCAAUGGAGAGGAGGUGA